Lampris incognitus (smalleye Pacific opah) is the source of this 4823-nucleotide messenger RNA. RefSeq names its product ring finger protein 157 (gene rnf157). The record is from RefSeq and is a predicted model, not a curated record. The coding region runs from base 572 to 2677 and encodes 701 amino acids. The transcript has 19 exons. Gene Ontology annotation, biological process: protein ubiquitination. Gene Ontology annotation, cellular component: cytoplasm. Gene Ontology annotation, molecular function: ubiquitin protein ligase activity. Lineage: Eukaryota; Metazoa; Chordata; Actinopteri; Lampriformes; Lampridae.
UUGACAGGAUACUGAAAGAUGGACCGGCGGUAAAGAUCAGCAUCCUUAUUAUGGCCCGGGACUGGAGAAAGAUGUCGAGCUCGUCGCUGUUUUAUGUCACAUAGCCCCAGCCAAGGACGAAGAUUUUUUUUUUGUUCUUGGGUUUUCGUUCGUGGGCUUUCGUUUGUUUUACAACGACCGCUCGCACAGCGGAGAUGCGAUUGUGUCGCACAAUGAAUGCGCCUCGUAGUUAAAGGGACUCGGUUGGGGAGUGUGUGUGUGUGUGUGUGUGUGUGAGUGAGUGUGUGGGUUUUUUUUUCUUUUUUGUUUUUGUUUCUGUUUUUUUGUUUAGUCUCAAAACGAGGUCUGGAUCGGCGGUGUUCAACAGGGGAGGGAUAAGAUAAGCAGCCCGACAAACAACUAAUCCCUGGAGCGGUUGCAGCACAGCCUGUCGCUACAUUCAAAGGGCCUUACCAGGAAUGGGAAAGGCGGCCGGAACUGGAUUAAACAAACGUUAGGAACGGACGAGACACUGAAACCGGCGAAUGUGCGGUGUUAUGCUCAGUAAUUGGCGCUUUAAUCUUUUGUGGAAAUGGGAGCUUUAACAAGCAGACAAAACAUAGGCGUGGAAGAAGUGGACAUACCGUCCAACUCGGUGUACCGCUAUCCACCGAAAUCCGGGAGUUACUUUGCCAGCCAUUUCAUCAUGGGAGGAGAGAAAUUUGACUCAACCCAUCCGGAAGGUUACCUGUUUGGGGAGAACACAGACCUCAACUUCCUUGGGACCAGACCAGUGGCGUUCCCUUACGCCGCCCCUCCUCCCCAUGAACCAGUUAAGACGCUACGAAGCCUUAUAAACAUCCGGAAAGACACACUACGGCUUGUACGGUGUAGUGAGGACCUGAAGUUGCCGGGUGAGGAGGUGGCGGGGAAGAACAGGGCCUGCUACAACAUUGAGUUCACUUUUGAUGCUGACACACAGGUGGCCAUCACUAUCUACUACCAGGCUAUUGAGGAGUUCCACAAUGGAGUGCCAAUCUACCUACCCCAGGACAGCUCUUUGCAGUCAGAAACAGUGCACUUUAAGAGGGGAGUCUGCCAGCAGUUUUGUCUGCCAUCCCAUUCUGUCAACCUCAGCGAAUGGGCUGAUGAGGAGCUGCUGUUUGAUAUGGAUAAGGAGAUUUUCCCAAUGGUGGUGCAGGCUGUUGUAGACGAGGGGGAAGACCAUAUGGGCCACUCUCAUGUACUGCUGGCUACAUUUGAGAAGCACAUGGAUGGGAGCUACUGUGUGAAACCACUGAAGCAGAAACAAGUGGUGGAUGGAGUGAGUUAUCUACUGCAGGAGAUCUAUGGUAUUGAGAACAAGUAUAACAGCCAAGAAUCAAAGGUCGCGGACGACGAGAUCAGUGACAACAGCGCAGAGUGUGUGGUGUGUCUGUCUGACGUUCGAGACACACUCAUCUUGCCAUGCAGACACCUUUGCCUUUGCAACGCCUGCGCCGACACACUGCGCUAUCAGGCCAACUGCUGUCCCAUCUGCAGACUGCCAUUCAGAGCUCUGCUGCAGAUCCGAGCCAUGAGGAAGAAGCAGAGUCCUCUGUCCCCCUCCAGCUUUAACCCAGUCAUCACCUCCCAGACUUCAGACUCAGAAGAACACUCAGCAUCAGAGCAUAUCCCUCCUGGCUAUGAGGCCGUCUCUCUCCUGGAGGCGCUGAACGGUCCCCUGAACACGUCCCCAGCGGCACCCCCUCUCCAUUCGGGACCCAGCCACGUCUCUGGAGCUCUGCCCCCAUACAGUGGCGAGACCCACCCGGCCCCAGCACGCUCCCUCUCCCCACUGGACCACUCCAACUCCAGUCAGGGACUCAAACUCAAGAAGAGUGGUUCAAAGUCACUCUCCCAGAAUUCCUCUGUGCUCCCUGAGGAGGAGGAUGAGAAGUCAUGCAGUGAAUCUGAAGUCCAGGCCGGCCGCCGCAAACAAAUUGCAGACCAGCAGGAGUGCGGUGUUACUCCAGAGAGUGAAAACUUGACUUUAUCUUCGUCUGGAGCCAUUGACCAGUCAUCUUGCGCCGGGACACCACUCUCCUCCACCAUCACCUCCCCUGAAGACCCUGUUAGCAGCAGCCUGGCCCAGUCAGUGAUGUCCAUGGCCUCGUCCCACUCCCAGCACUCCCACAUCAGCACUGACACCAUGUCCUCCAUGUCAGGGUCUUACCUGGCCGGGGCCGAGGGGGAGCCCGAGGGGGAGGAAGUGGGAGACGCGGAGGGGGAGGAGAACCAGGACGCCCUGAUGGAGAGCCGAGCACCCUCCCAACAGGAUGGGGAAUUUUCCAAGGAGCCACAGGAACAAAACUAUUCAAUGGCUGUGUCCGAGGAGCAGGACUCAGAGGGAAACGACGUCACAGAAGAGGACUGCCCCUCCCCGUCACGUGAAAAGGGUGGGCGGAGCAGGUGUCCAGAGUUGGCCAAUAACAAUCAGGGCGUCGCCCUCUGUGACACGCCCUCUUUGGGGUUGGAUAAUGAGCAGGCUCCCGACAGCCGAUUCGCCGGUCUGUUGUACCUCGGAGGCUACAGGCCUGUUUUGGAGCCCCUCCCCCACCACGCCUCCACCAGUAAUAUCAACCUGGAGGAGCAGGGGGUGGAGACAAGAGACGGCCAGAGUCCAAAACAUCCCCGGCGUGGACCACUCAUUGUGUAAAACACACAUUCAAAUACACACACAGACACACAUACACACACGCAAGCACAUACACUUACUUAUCCUUCCAGUGUCAGCUUCUUUACCCUGCCAUACUGCUGCAUCGCUGGAUACUGUACUCGCUGACCAGGGAAACCAAUCUACACUCGGUAGUUCUUCAUUAAACCUAUCCCUUGGAUCAAUAGUUUGGGACAACAAAGCUCUCCUUUUCCAGGGUGGGAGGAAAAGGGAAGAGGAACAUAGCAACGUCGCCUUUCCUUCGUCUGUUCCCGUUUAUCUCACAGACAUCCCUUUGCGCCCAAUCUGACUUGGUAUGGAUAUAACAACUGGCAGAUUUGUCCAUCGAUACGUUAACCUAGCUGCAUUCAUAUAAUUUCUUUUUUUGAUACAUUACUUGUUGGUUAGACCAAAAACAAGUGUGUUGUGGCAGGUGUGUAUUCUCGCCUUUCCUUCCUCUCCUCUCUUUUACUUAUUACCAGCCAAACAGUCAGGGGCUACUGUGAUCGGCAAUCAAAUUUACUAUAAAUGUACUUUCUCGCUGUUAUUCGUUGAAUGAGUGCUGAAACACAAUAAAAGUUCAGCUCACCGGACUACCUUACCAAACAAGACUGAACUCAAUGACUUGCUCUGGUCCUGGCUUUGCAUGCAGCUUUCUGAAAUCUCUGCUCACUUCUACUGAUGUCUCUUUCUCAUUCCAGAGGUUAUUUUAACUCAUGGCCACACACUCUGAAUGUGAUUUGAUUAAUUGGGUAGUUGGAUUUCUAUGGUGAGCCAAAAUGGUGGACCUGCCCUGAAAUGGUGGACCUGGCCAAAGUCAAAAGAAAUGGACCUCAUGGGAGACAGGUCUCACACAAAAUGGAUGACUGGGACAAUGGACAUGGCGCUCAUCGAAGGCGAAUGUAAAUGUUUUGUUCUUUGAUUUAGAUUGUUAGCCAUAUGAGAAUCAGCCUUGUAUUCAUGAACUUUGAACCUUACUCCUGAUUCUUUAACCCCUCUCUCACAUCCUGAUACGUCAGCCUCUCCUACUCCGAAUACAGUCUUAGCAUGUCAGUAUUAUCUUAGUGCGAAUGGAAAUCUCUAAGGUACUUGCACCACCAAGCAAUAAAUAUCCUUAAGCUGCAUUUCCCUUUCUGCCGAGAACACUUGUAUCUGUAUUUCUAACUAAACGCUUCGUUCAAGCAAAGAGAAUCUGUGUUGUACUGGCUGGUUACAUUUACACAUUCAAAGAUUUAAAUGCAUUGUUUUGCCAUUGUAAGGGACUGAUGUCGAGACCACAUCUUCCAUUGGAUUUGUACAGCCAGAAAGUUGGAUUCAUACCCCACUGUGGUUAACUGGCAUUUUGAUUAUCCUCUCCCUUAUUGUACCAAGCCCUAUGCUUUUCAUCAAGACAGGGCGAAACCUUUUCUCCUCGUUUGUGAAAAAAAUUAAUUUGUUUGAUUUUGUAUAAUUUUUAGUGUAUAGCUCACAUGUUGAUGAUGUUCUGUGUUCUGUGUUUUAUUUGUUGCAAAACACUGUGUUGUUUAUUAUAAUGUGGAUGAUAUGUGAAAAUUAGUAAUGGUUUACACACACAUGCGCACGUGCAUACAAACAUCUACAUACACGCAGACACACAAAAACACACUUUAAAAGGGACAAUAUCUGCAUUGAAUGCACUAUUAGCUGUUUCCUAGACGAGACACUUUGCGAUAAAUGAGAUGAUUGUAGAGAAAGCAUGUUAGUCUAGGUCAGUUUGCAUCUCCUUGUCUAAUACUUAUGAUAGAUCACUCUGCAUAUAUAGCGGUGGGAAGUUUCAAAAUAGUAUGCUACCAUAUCAAUCUGCAGUGUUGUAUACUGGUUUCUGGCACCCCAUUCCCUUGACCAUGGCAUUAUGAUCACGAAUACUGCACUAUAUUCAAGUAGGGUUUCAUGGUACACACCAGUGAUUUUGUGCACAAGAGACUCUUAAGACAAACUCCAUUUUAAAAAAGCUGCAUACAAUCUGCCACAGUACUCAUCCGAUCACUGUAAGAACGCGUAGACUAAUUCAUUCUCUAGCGCCACGUGCAGCACGACACCAGUGGAACGGGUCCCAGUCUGCCAUGAAUCCCACUUUUCUAGAAAUGAGAUUGAAUGUGUCAAUGACAACAUCAAAAGAACAAUAAAGUUU